AUGGGAGCGACUUUUUACCCCGGUGCAAUCGAUGACUACCAGAUGCCCGAAGUGAUCUCUCCAGCACCCCAAAGGGUGAUGCCCGAAGUUCCUGAGAACAUGCAGGAUAACCUCGCCCAUCUCGAACUCGAAGCCUCUGGGUCGAAUCGAAUGGCGAACUACUCUGCAGGGCCUCAGAACCAAUUCCCAACGCGGGGCUCGUCGAUGCAAACCUCACCAGGCAACGGUAAUAACGGAGCUUCCUUUGGCAGCCAGUAUUCGCAGUCCAACUAUGGCGCUCCAACCCUGUCCAGUGACUACGCCGAACGGCCCAACUUUUCACCCUUCCCCGCGCUCCAAAAUCCCCCGCCCAAUGUGCCCCCAAGCGAUGACCAGCGUGAAGCAAACUUGGAGCGGGGUCGGGUCGCGGUGCUCGCCUCCAACGACCCCGAGAUGCAACUUGCCUGGGCGCAGGAUGCGCUGUCAUAUGUGGAGGUAGCUAUGCAAAACGACCUCCGCAAUGCCGUUGUUCAGCCGCGAAGGCCCCAAACUCCGCAGGGUGAACACCAGCUUAAAGUGGAUGCCAUCAACAUUGUCUCCUUUCUUGCUGAACAAUCACACCCACGCGCAGAAUUUAUUCGAGGAAUGUGGCUUGAAUUUGGAAAAUUUGGCUUUCGAAUCGACAAAAAGGAGGCUUUCCGGUGUUAUCAACGUGCCGCGGAAAAAGGAUAUGCCAGAGCAGAAUACCGGAUGGGUAUGCAAUUUGAAAACUCGAACGAGCCGCUGAAGGCAAUUAAACAUUAUGAGAAAGGUGUGAGCGUUGGAGAUUCCGCUUCAUACUACCGGUUGGGAAUGAUGAUACUUCUAGGACAACAUGGCCAACGCCAGGACUACUCUGUAGGGCUAGAUCACAUUAGAUAUGCGGCUCAAACAUGUGAUGAAAACGCUCCCCAGGGCGCCUAUGUCUACGGCAUGCUCCUAGCUCGCGAACUUCCACAAGUUGCUGUUCCAGAGGAAUAUCUAUCCUUAGAUUUGAAUGGCGCUCGCAUCAAUAUCGAGAAAGCUGCAUAUCACGGGUUUGCAAAAGCUCAAGUGAAGAUGGGAGCUGCUUAUGAGUUAUGUCAACUAGGGUGCGAUUUUGACCCCGCUCUAUCUUUACACUAUAAUGCACUGGCAGCACGCCAAGGCGAACCAGAAGCGGAGAUGGCAAUCAGCAAGUGGUUUCUGUGUGGCCAUGAAGGCGUCUUUGAAAAGAACGACGAGAUGGCAUUUCUCUACGCUAAACGCGCCGCGCAGAAUGGCCUACCUACAGCUGAAUUUGCUCUUGGAUAUUUCUAUGAAAUUGGAAUUCACGUACCUGUGGAUAUUAAAGAAGCUCGCACUUGGUAUGCUAAAGCAGCAGCUAGUGGUAACAAAGACGCGACUUCGCGAAUCGACAGUAUAUCAAGAUCGAAAACCCUAUCAAGAAAGGAUCAUGAGCGAGUUGCUAUCGCACGCAUCAAAUCUCAAUAUGCUUCUCAUGGGCGACCCCAACAGCAGCGCUAUUCUUCCAUGCAAGGUGAACGCCCCAUCCAGGAAACCUUAGAGAUGCCGGACCCCUCAAAGAUGUCGAUUUCUGGGGACCCAAUGGAUCCACGUUCAUCUGCAGUUCCAUACCAAGAGCCUAAUUCUCGGUACGGGCGGCCAGGUGCUCCCGGGAAUCAAUAUGGGCCUGAUAUGCGACCGACAUCUGCGUUCGGCAUUAACCCCAAUAUCAGAGCGCAGUCUGUACAAAGCGCCCCUUCUCCUGCCCAUCGGAUGCCUUCCAUGGGACCCCCUCAAGGCUAUGGCCCACCCCAUCAAAAUCCCGGCAUGGCAGCACCAUAUCAAAACAAUCAACCCUCUCCAUCGCCAAAGUUAGAUAUUGGAUUCUCAGCGCCGCCAGACCCUACUGGUGCUGACCGGAGAAGAAAACUGCAAAGACCUACCAAUGCGAGCCCAGCACCACCGCAGUCUGCGCCUCCCCAUGGUAGGCAAGGCUUCCCCACAGAUCCGCGACAACCACGAGCCCCGUCAUCACCUAACCCCGGCGGUCACCCUUCGCAGCCGACGAAACAGUCCACCGGUCAUUACCCGGCACGAGGUGACUCUAGGCCGCCUCAACAGUCCCCAGUUUCGAAUCCGCCCCCAAGCAACCCAAGCAAAUCACCCGCUCAAAAGCCUGCUUCUGGCGGAUUACCUGGUAAGGGCCCCAAAACGUUCGAGGAAAUGGGAGUUCCUCAAGGAAAAACGGACAGCGAAUGCGUUGUCAUGUAA
This is a messenger RNA of Ophidiomyces ophidiicola, 2274 nucleotides long. RefSeq lists its product as uncharacterized. Bases 1 to 2274 code for a protein of 757 amino acids. The record is from RefSeq and is a predicted model, not a curated record. The transcript has 5 exons. Gene Ontology annotation, molecular function: protein binding. Lineage: Eukaryota; Fungi; Ascomycota; Eurotiomycetes; Onygenales; Onygenaceae.